Molecule: messenger RNA, 971 nt
Organism: Cricetulus griseus (Chinese hamster)
Lineage: Eukaryota; Metazoa; Chordata; Mammalia; Rodentia; Cricetidae
Source: RefSeq, a predicted model, not a curated record
UGGUCGAGCCUGAACUGUCAUGGCUGCGCCCUUGUAACUCGGCGCCACCGCAGAGGGGACAGUGGCGGUGCGGGCCCGCGGGGCCGGGAAUCGUCAUGCUGCGGGCUACGUGGCGCGCUCUGAGCUCCCUUCGUGCCCAGGCAGCGGCACAGUCUCCAGGGUCUGCGCUGCGGAGCGGAGGAAGCGCCAGUCUGCCCUCGGCACGCUGCGGCCUGCAGCCUCCGAGUCUCCUGCAUGCCGCCCGUGCCUACGCCGUUGGGAAACCAGAUUUGGGGAGUAAGAAGAAUGGAGCCUGGGAGAAAGAGUUAACUCUGUUUCACAUCCCGUUCCUGUAUUUGACAGCCCAGCACAGCCAAGAUGAUGAGCCACCCCCUUCUACACUCAUCAAAGAAUACAAGAGCAUCAUCCCCAGCAUGGAGAAGGUUGAUGAUGUUGUGAAAAGAAUCUUGUCUUUGGAAAUGGCCGACCAGAAAGAGAAGUUAAAAAUCAAGCAAGAACAAUUGAUGAGCAAGAUUGCGGAAAACCCUGAGGAUUCCAGAACCUUGGAGGCUCGAGUUGUUGCCUUGACUGUCAGGAUCCGCAAUUAUGAAGAGCAUAUGCAGAAACACCGAAAGGACAAAGCCCACAAACGCCAUCUGCUGAUGAGUAUCGACCAGAGGAAUAAGAUGCUCAAACUCCUCCGUCAGACCAACUAUGAUGUCUUCGAAAGGACGUGCAAGGAGCUGGGGGUGGAAUAUGUCUUACCCCCUCUGCAUUUCCAUAAGGUCCACCGCCGUUUCCUGGCCAAGAAGGCUCUGUGCAUUCGGGUUUUCCAGGAGGUACAAAAGCUGAAGAAGCAAAAAAGAGACUUAAAAGCUGCUGCAAUGGCCGCCAAAAAACAAAAUAAGCAGAGGGUGCCAGAGAACCCUUCCCAAGCCGUACCAGAGAUGACCAAAGAAAACUAAUAAAGUCUGUUCUGCCUUGAAGAAUGA